AUGACUUCGUGGAUCUUCCAGUGCUUACUUGUUAUAGCUGUGGUGAAUCACCCUGUAGUCCUAGCACAGGCGACGCAAGGGUCGCCUCAGGCAUCUACAUCGGAUACUCCAACAUCAGAUACCCCAACAUCAGACCCUCCAACAUCAGACCCAGCAACUACAGCAGCUGCUACAACAGAACUAAGUACCACUGAGGCAACAACCACUGCUGCUCCACAGCCGAACAAUCGAAUUUGUCCGACCAACUCUGGAAUGAUUGACUCUACAAGGGUAUCGGCAAAGUCGGCUCACAACUAUCGCAGGGCGAGACUUGCGAGAGGAGAGGUGACAAAUAAGGCAGGGAAAAACUUACCUGCAGCAACCUAA
Molecule: messenger RNA, 366 nt
Organism: Cooperia oncophora
Lineage: Eukaryota; Metazoa; Nematoda; Chromadorea; Rhabditida; Trichostrongylidae
Source: the annotation of a GenBank genome assembly